UAGCAUAUGAGUUAUAAAUUUAUUUAUAGCCCCCCAUUCUGCCGUCCGAGAACCAAAACAAAAAAAACCCCACCAUUUGAAAUGAAUAUUAUUUUCUUUUGAACACGGUCCCAAAAACUUCUGACUCCCCCAACCUUCUUCCUUGUUCUCUUCCUAUUAUCCCUAUCUGUCUUUGACAGAGAGGGCAAGCCUCCAUUGGAGCCUUUUAAAGCUCCGAUUCCUCGAAACAAACACUCAAAUCCAAUUCAAUCCAAUCACCACCAAAAACCCAGAUGAAGCGGUACAGGAAUGGCGAAGUCUGGGACUUUGAGAACCAAAUGCCGGUGGCCGCCGGCGCCGGAGACGUCAUCUUGGGUGUAGACGGCGGCACCACCUCCACCGUCUGCAUUUGCAUGCCGAUUUUGCCCUUCUCUGACCCUCUCCCCGACCCAGUUCCCGUUCUUGCUCGAGCAGUCGCCGGUUGCACCAACCACAACAGCGUUGGCGAGGCUGCUGCAAGGGAAACAUUGGAGCAGGUGAUGGCUGAAGCGCUGGCCAAGUCCGGUUCGAACCGGUCGGCGGUUCGAGCUGUUUGUUUGGCGGUUUCUGGUGUCAACCAUCCCACUGAUCAGCAGAGGAUAUUAGAUUGGCUUAGGGAUGUAUUCCCCAGCAAUGCAAGGUUGCAUGUUCAUAAUGAUGCUGUGGCAGCUCUAGCUUGUGGGACUUUGGGAAAACUUCAUGGGUGUGUUCUAAUUGCUGGCACGGGGACCAUUGCAUAUGGGUUCACAGAAGACGGUAGAGAAGCUCGGGCAGCUGGCGCAGGACCUACCUUAGGUGAUUGGGGAAGUGGUUACGGAAUAGCUGCACAGGCAUUAACCGCUGUGGUAAGGGCCCAUGAUGGUCGUGGUCCACAUACAAUGCUUAUGUCUAGUAUUUUAGGGAAGCUUGGUCUUUCUUCUCCAGAUGAACUCAUCGGGUGGACCUAUGCAGAUCCAUCUUGGGCUCGCAUUGCAGCACUUGUUCCAGUUGUUGUAUAUUGUGCAAUUGCUGGUGAUGAGGUUGCAAAUAAGAUCUUGUUUGAUUCAGUCGAGGAGUUGAGAUUGAGUGUGAAAGCUGUUGUUCAAAGACUUGGCUUGUGUGGUCCAGAGGGAAAAGAUUCUUUUCCCCUUGUCAUGGUUGGCGGUGUUCUUGAUGAAAAUAAGAGGUGGGAUAUAGGAGAGGAAGUCAUUAAAUGCAUCUCCAAGGACUACCCCGGGGCAGUUCCUAUUAGGCCGAAGGUAGAGCCUGCAGUUGGAGCAGCAUUGGUAGCAUGGAAUUUUUGCAUGAAAGAAUCUCUUGAGAAUGCCUUCAAAAGCUGACUCCGACUGUUGUUGAUUUUAUAGUUUAUGAAUUGUAUAGUGGAAAGGAUCAAUGAUGAAGUGAAAGGAAAACAAGCUGCUCGAAAUUGAAAAUGAAAUCAUCAUCAAUAUAUAAAUUCUUUUGGUUAAGAAAUCAAUCUGAAGUGUUGGUAGGCUAAUUCUAUGAAUA
Messenger RNA from Prunus avium (sweet cherry), 1506 nucleotides. Its product is annotated as Actin-like ATPase superfamily protein. Lineage: Eukaryota; Viridiplantae; Streptophyta; Magnoliopsida; Rosales; Rosaceae. The record is from RefSeq and is a predicted model, not a curated record.